CUAGAAACAUCAGGCGCGUCAUGCUGCUGUUAGUCCGUCCGGUCAUGAGGCACAACAGUGGUGCAACAUCAGGCCAUCAGCGCGAGUCCAGCGAGUCCGGCGAGUCUCAUUCACCGAGCAUGACAGUAUUCACCGCCACUGUUUCUUUUGUCUUUAAACGACGUGCCGCUUUAAUUAUAGUCAUGGGUUUACUGGAGCAGUGUGAGGAGCUCUUCAAGACCUCGAACCUGUAUGAAGUUCUGGGUGUUUGUAAAGAAGCAUCUGACUCCGAGGUCAGACGCGGAUAUUAUAAAGUCUCUCUGCAGGUUCAUCCAGAUAGAGCUCCUGGUGAUGAGUUAGCCACCACCAAGUUCCAGGUGCUGGGAAAGGCUUAUGCAGUGUUGGCUGACAAGGAUCAAAGGGCAGUCUAUGAUGAACGGGGAAUAGUGGACGAGGAGUCAGACACCCUUGAUCAAGAUCGCAAUUGGGAGGAGCACUGGAGAAGAUUGUUUCCCAAGAUCACAUUGCAAGAUAUCUUGGACUUUGAGAAGCAGUAUAAAGGCUCUGAUGAAGAGGUAGAAGACUUGAAGAGACUGUACCUACUGCAUGAAGGUGACAUGGAUCUGAUCAUGGAGUCUGCGCUGUGCUGUACUUCUGAAGAUGAGCCACGUGUCAAAGACAUGCUACAGAAAGCCAUUGACGCUGAAGAGGUGCCAGCCUACAAAGCCUUCACUCAUGAAAGUGCCAAGAAGAAGAACAACCACAAAAUAAAGGCGGAAAAGGAGCGCAAGGAGGCAGAGGAAAUGCAGAAGGAGAUGGGCUUGAACAGUGAGGACAGCCUGGUAGCUAUGAUUAAGGUAAAAACCAUUAAGAUGUCACCGGCUGUAUUAAUCUGCCAAAUGUGUACUCUAUAUGAAUAGAUUUUAAAAUGUAAUUUAUUCCUGUGAUGGCAAAGCUGAAUUUC
This is a messenger RNA of Sinocyclocheilus rhinocerous, 943 nucleotides long. Its product is annotated as dnaJ homolog subfamily C member 9-like. Bases 21 to 899 code for a protein of 292 amino acids. NCBI's taxonomy places the organism in Eukaryota, Metazoa, Chordata, Actinopteri, Cypriniformes, Cyprinidae. Gene Ontology annotation, cellular component: cytoplasm; nucleus. Gene Ontology annotation, molecular function: heat shock protein binding. The record is from RefSeq and is a predicted model, not a curated record. The transcript is spliced from 5 exons.